Molecule: messenger RNA, 708 nt
Organism: Trichoderma reesei QM6a
Lineage: Eukaryota; Fungi; Ascomycota; Sordariomycetes; Hypocreales; Hypocreaceae
Exons: 2
Biological process (GO): cristae formation
Cellular component (GO): mitochondrial crista junction; MICOS complex
Source: RefSeq, a predicted model, not a curated record
GCCCUGGGUGGAAUUGCUCUUUCGCCGGCCGUCGUCUUUGCUGAGGGCCCCAAGAGAAAACCCAUCUACGAUGACGCCGAGCCCUUUUCUCCCCAGCCCACAGCGCCUUCACUGCCCUCACUACCGGCCAUCCUCCCCAGCAAGCCCGCCGACGACGACAAGGCCGCCGACCACGAGCACUCCUCCCGAGCCCCGACCCCGACAGACCGCCUGGCGGUGCAGAUUGGCCGCGCGCGCCUGUUCCUCUACGACAUCGCCGUCGCCGCCGAGAACAAGGUCAACCAGACCAUGGACUCGGCCUUUGACCUCGAGCAGUCCUUCACCCGCACAAUUGCCUCCCUGGCGCCCCCGCGCGAGAGCGGCGAGAAGCUCAUGCCCGGCGCCAUCUACGUCCUCGUCGCCGCCAUGGCCGGCAGCAUCGUGACCCGCAACCGCAACGUCGUCCUGCGCGCCACCGUGCCCUUUGCCCUCGGCGUCGGCGCCGGCUGGACCGUCCUGCCCAUCACCAUGCGCAACGUGUCCGACCUGGCGUGGAAGUACGAGCAAAAGUUCCCGGCCGUGGCCGAGUCCCACGUCAAGCUGCGCGAGGGCAUCCAGAGGGGCAUCCACUUUGCAAAGGUCCACAAGGAUGUCGGCGUGCAGUACGUUGACGACAAGGUGACGAAUGUGCGGGAGGCGGUCGAGAACUGGGUUGCGCAGGGGAAAUGA